AUGUUUUUCUUGAUCGUGUUUUGUACAGUGUGCUUAUCUUGGCCGGGAGUUUGCGAUGACGGCACAGCAUACGACAACACGCCCAUUAUCUUAAAGGGCUCGUUGGGGGACGAGGAGGGCAGUUGUCCUCCCGGCUUCAAGUGGAACCUUGUCAAUCAGAGAUGUGAAGAUAUCAAUGAGUGUCAGUUGCCUCGCCCACCUUGUCUUAAGUACCUGUGUGAGAACACUAUUGGUGGUUACAAGUGCGCCGGGAAGUCAAACGUGCUGUCUACUGAAGCGGAGAAGGAACCAAAGACGAAGAUAGAAUGUAAAGAAGGCACCAAACUUAGUUCAGGAAGAUCUACAUGCGAAGAUAUCGACGAGUGUCGCGAUGGUACCCACACUUGUGAUCUGCUCCAGGACUGCAUCAAUACGUUAGGUGGAUAUGAAUGCCGGUGUAAGCAUGGCUACGAACUCGACUCUUCCUCCGAGUCCUGUAUAGAUAUUGACGAGUGCGCUUUGAACCAAAGCAUCUGCAGCAAUGGCCUGCAAUGCCGGAACCUGCUGGGGUCAUUCACCUGUAUCAAUGUCGUUACCACGACCACCACCAUCUCACCCUCCGAGGACUAUGAAUAUGAGUAUGUAAAAUACUUAUUUUAUUAUUGA
Molecule: messenger RNA, 645 nt
Organism: Spodoptera littoralis (African cotton leafworm)
Lineage: Eukaryota; Metazoa; Arthropoda; Insecta; Lepidoptera; Noctuidae
Source: the annotation of a GenBank genome assembly